UUGCAGCUCAAACACCAAGAUGGCGGACUGAACUGCCCGAGCUUACCGAAAAAGUUUUUUUUAAUUUACGACAUAGCAGCGAGAUAUAUUCUCAAAUGUUCACAUUUUCUAACGCCCAGGACACAAAACUUGAGUUUGGAGCGACGAAUUAUUACCUGAAGUGAAGAUUGAAGACGUGAUAGAAGAUGGACGACUACUGCUAUGCUAAGAUGGCGACGUCCGCUAAAAGAGAACAUGAAAGAGAAUUAACUUCCAGCAAAUCACCAACGGAGAUAAAGACGAAAAGUGCACAUGAAGAUGAGCGAGUUGAAGUCAUUUUGGAGGCUGUUCUAAGCUUUGAAAAGAGGGUCGAUGAGAAAUUAGCCGACUUUGUUGAAGAACGUAAACAAAGAGCCGCCAUGAUUGUUAGCUUGAAGAAGGCAGUGGAGUUCACAUCAGAGGAGAUGAAAGAAUGCAAAAGUCAAAUGAAGAAAGUGGAAGAGCAAAACAAGCGCUUGUGUAGAGAAAAUAAUGAUUUGAAAGAAGAGAUGUUGGCGAAGAGUAAGAGAUGUGCAGUGUGUGAAGAGAAGACUGGACCACAUGUCUACAUCAACGUGCAGAGGAUUGGAGACGUCGAGCAGCUGAUUGGUCUUCCUGAAAAACAUCCGCCUCAGCUGCAGGGAGGGAGCUCUACUUUGAAGCCGGACGCUUCACAGCCCCCCCACUUUAAAGAGGAAGAGGAGGAACUCUGGAUCACUCAGGAUAAAGAAUGUCUUCUAGAGCAGGAGGAGGUUGAUCUCUCCAAGUUGCCACCGCCUCUUCUCUCUGUGAAGACUGAAGAUGAUGAAGAGAAACCACAAUCCGACCACCUCUUAGCUCCACUAUCAGAUAGCGAGGCUAAAGACGAGGUUGAUGUAACUUUGAGCAGCGAUACAGACUGUGAAGGUGAUAUAAGGACUCACACUGACAACACACCCUCUGAAAGCUCUAAAAAGAAGACAUGUAAAAAUAUUUUUAACUGUUUAGUUUGUGGUAUGAGAUGUACUACAAAGAGCCGUUUGACUGAACACAUGAGAAAACACACAGGAGAAAAACCAUUCCAAUGUACAGUUUGUUGCAAAAGCUUUUCUUAUAAUGGCAGUUUGACUCACCACAUGAAAACACACACCAGAGAGAAAAAAUUUCACUGUUCAGUUUGUGAUAAAAGCUUUUUUCAAAAGAACAGUUUGACUCAACACAUGGGAACGCACACGGGAGAAAAACCAUUCAAAUGUCCAGUUUGUUGCAAAAGCUUUAUUUAUAAUGGCAGUUUGUCUCACCACAUGAGAACACACACGGGGGAAAAAACAUUCAACUGUUCAGUUUGUGGGCAAAACUUUUCUCACAAGAACAGUUUGACUCAACACAUGAGAAGACACACGGGAGAAAGACCUUUCGAUUGCUCAGUUUGUGGGCAAAACUUUCCUUACAAGAACAGCUUAAUUCAACACAUGAAAACGCAUACAGGAGAAAGACCAUUUGAUUGUUCCGUUUGCGGUAAAGGCUUUUCUGUUAAAAGCAAUUUGACUGUGCACAUGAGAACACACACAGGAGAGAAGAUAUUUACUUGUCCGGUUUGUUGUAAAAGCUUUUCUCAAAAGGGAAAUUUGACCGAUCACAUGAGAACGCACACUGGAGAAAGACCGUUAAGUUGCUCAUUUUGCAGUAAAAGCUUUUCUAACAGACACUGUUUGAGUCGACACGAAAUGAAACAUACGGAAGAAAAUCUAUUCAACUGUUCAUUUUGUGGGCGAAGCUAUACUCAAAGGAGAUAUUUGCUUGCUCACCUGAAAACACACCGUAGAAAACACAUCUAGUUGUCCUGUUUGUGGUAAAAGGUACACUCAAACAUGAUGUCUAAUUGAGUAGUUCAGUAACCACUUGGCCCUCCAACUACCAACAUAAUGACCAACAUUAAAAUGCAGUAGCUUAGUCGACCUUAAUAUUCAAGGUUUUAUUUAACAAGCAUAAUUAAUAUUUUGGCCGAUGUAACAUUACACACAAUUUGAAUGAUAACAUUGUAUUUAAAUAUGGGAAAAUAAAACAUUAAUCACCUAAUAAAGUAAAUAUUUGGUGUUCUAGUGGUACGCGUACAACAGUUUGACAAUCACUGGUCUAAUCACAUGAGAACACACAUUCAGAGAGAAACUAUUUGUUUGCUCAGUUUGUGGUAAAACAUUUUAUCGGAGAGAAGUCGUCGUUGUCUGCGCUCAGAAAGUCUGCCAUGAUUUGUUGCAGCAAUCACAGAGCACUCUUGAUGCUGCUGCUGUUGAUGGAAG
Molecule: messenger RNA, 2297 nt
Organism: Nerophis lumbriciformis (worm pipefish)
Lineage: Eukaryota; Metazoa; Chordata; Actinopteri; Syngnathiformes; Syngnathidae
Biological process (GO): regulation of transcription by RNA polymerase II
Molecular function (GO): DNA-binding transcription factor activity; RNA polymerase II cis-regulatory region sequence-specific DNA binding
Source: RefSeq, a predicted model, not a curated record